CAUCGCGUGUUUUUCUCCUUAUUUAAAUUCCCCCCCUCAUUUCAGAGCAUUUGCAAGAAUUCUCCCUUCUCUGUCUGUCUCUCUCUGCUGCAAUGGCGUCGUCUGAAAGUGUCGUCGGAUUCGUAGGCUUAGAUGAUCUGAGCUUAGAAAUGGCCUCUCUCCUCAUUCAAGCAGGAUUCAGAGUCCAGGCUUUCGAGGAGUCGGAGGCUGUUAUGAAUGGUUUUGUUAAGCUGGGUGGAUCAAAGUGCUCAAGUCCUAUGGAGGCUGGGAGAGAUGCUGCAUGUGUGAUAGUAUUCAUCUCUUCUGCAGACCAAUUAAACAAUAUAUUCUCUGGGAAUGAGGGCGUUGUGAAAGGGUUGCCCAAAGAUGCAGUCGUCUUGGUCCGGUCAACAAUAUCACUAGCUCAUAUUCAGAAGUUUGAGAAGCAUAUUAUAGAGGGUGGUGCUCAAUUUUUUGUAGAUGUACACGUGUUUAGGGGAGUUUCAAAGUCUUUAGAUGGAAGAAUUGUGAUUAUUGCAUCUGGAAGGAAGGAGGCAAUUGCAAAGGCAAAACCUUUGCUCUCUGCAAUGAGUGUGAAGCUUUACAUUCUUGAGGGUGAAGUUGGUGCUGGAAGUAAAGUGAGAAUGGUAAUCGAGCUGCUUGAGGGCAUUCAUCUUGUCGCUUCUCUGGAGGCUAUGUUUCUGGGCACCCAAGCUGGACUACAUCCAUGGAUUCUUUAUGACAUAAUCUCCAAUGCUGCUGGAAGCUCAUGGAUUUUUGCAAAUCGUGUUCCCAGAAUGUUAAAAAGCAAUCAAACCAAAUGUCAUUCUCUUGAGACUUCUGUGGACAAUCUGGGCUUUGUAUUGGAUAUGGCCAAAUCCCUUACGUUUCCUCUUCCACUUUUAGCAGUGGCUCAUCAACAGCUUCUUUACGGAUCUUCAUGCAAAUCUGGAGAUGAUGACGAUGCUACACGAAUAAAGGUUUGGGAGAAAACACUUGGAAUCAGUGUUAUAGAUGCAUCGAAUAUGGAAUCCUAUAGCCCUAAGGAACUUGCACAUCAAAUCACAACCACAUCAGAUAGUGUUAAAAGAAUUGGUUUUAUUGGUCUUGGAGCAAUGGGCUUUGGCAUGGCAACACACCUGCUAAGAUCAAACUUCUGCGUUAUCGGUUAUGAUGUGUAUGGGCCAUCACUAUCUCGGUUUGCAGAUGCUGGUGGUUUAGUUGGGAACACUCCUGCAGAAGUAUCUAAAGAUGUAGAUGUGCUUAUAAUUAUGGUGACAAAUGAAAAUCAAGCUGAAAGUGUUCUAUAUGGAGAUAACGGCUCAAUAUCAGCCCUUCAAGCUGGAGCAUCUAUUAUACUCUCAUCUACAGUCUCUCCUGGAUUUGUGACCAGGCUAGAACGACGCUUGUUGGAUGAACAGAGAGAUUUGAAGUUGGUGGAUGCUCCUGUCUCUGGUGGUGUUAAGAAGGCAGCAGAUGGGACACUCACGAUAAUGGCUUCAGGUACAGAUGAAGCUCUUAAGUGUACUGGUUCUGUUCUCUCAGCACUAAGUGAGAAUCUCUACAUCAUCAAAGGCGGUUGUGGAGCUGGAAGUUGUGUAAAGAUGAUCAAUCAACUGCUUGCUGGAGUUCACAUAGCUACAGCAGCAGAGGCCAUGGCAUUUGGAGCUCGAUUGGGUUUAAAUACUAGAAUGCUAUUUGAAGUUAUUACGCACAGUAGAGGAACAUCAUGGAUGAUUGAAAAUCGUGUGCCACACAUGAUAGAUAAUGACUACACACCAGACUCUGCACUUGAUAUCUUUGUGAAGGAUCUGGGCAUUGUGACUCGUGAGAGCACAUUCCGUAAAAUUCCACUUCAUAUUUCUACUGUUGCGCACCAGCUGUUCAUUGCAGGGUCUGCUGCUGGCUGGGGACGGUGUGAUGAUGCUGGAGUAGUCAAGGUGUAUGAGAAGCUCACAGGUGUUGCAGUUGAAGGAAAACUUCCAGUAUUGAGGAAAGAGGAUGUCUUGAAUUCCCUUCCAUCUGAGUGGCCCAAGGAUCCCAUUGAAGAUAUUCAGAAAAUGGAAUCUCAAAGUUCUUCAAAGGUUUUAGUUGUUCUAGAUGAUGAUCCAACUGGAACUCAAACUGUUCACGACAUUGAAGUCUUAACAGAGUGGAAUGUCGAGUCACUGGUUGAGCAGUUCAGUAAAAGGCCAACGUGUUUUUUCAUUUUAACUAAUUCUCGAUCACUGAGUUCCGAAAAGGCUGCUUUGUUGACAAAGGACAUUUGUAGAAACAUAGACAUUGCAGCUAAAUCAGUUGAAAACAUUGGCUACACCGUGGUGCUGAGAGGUGAUUCGACUCUCCGUGGUCACUUUCCAGAGGAAGCAGAUGCAGCUGUUUCAGUUCUAGGUGAGAUGGAUGCAUGGAUCCUCUGCCCUUUCUUUCUCCAGGGAGGGCGUUACACUAUUGAAGAUGUACACUAUGUUGCUGCUUCCGAUAGGCUUGUUCCGGCAGGGGAGACUGAGUUUUCUAAAGAUGCUGUCUUUGGCUAUAAAGCUUCCAACCUCUGCGAGUGGGUUGAGGAGAAAACAGAAGGCCGCGUACCAGCCGCAAGUGUUGCUUCUGUUUCUAUUCAGCUUUUGCGAAAAGAAGGACCAAGCGCCGUUUGUAAGCAGCUCUGCAACUUGCAAAAGGGAACAAUUUGUAUUGUUAAUGCAGCUAGUGAAAGAGACAUGGCUGUAUUUGCAGCAGGAAUGAUUCAGGCGGAGAUGAAGGGGAAGCGUUUCUUAUGCCGCACUGCCGCUAGCUUUGUAUCUGCUCGAAUUGGUAUAAAACCAAAGCCUCCAAUCUCUCCAAAAGACUUAGGGAUAGAUAAAGAAAGGAAUGGUGGUCUCAUAGUUGUAGGAUCAUAUGUUCCAAAAACCACAAAGCAGGUUGAAGAGCUUCACUCACAAUGUGGCCACUUCCUAAAAACAAUAGAGAUAUCUGUUGAGAAACUUGCCAUGAAGUCAUUGGAAGAGAGAGAGGAAGAGAUCAGCCGCACAGCAGAGAUGGCAGAUGUUUUUCUUAGAGGCCGGAAAGACACUCUUAUAGUGACAAGCCGCGAGCUCAUUAAAGGAAGCUCUCCUUCCGAGAGUUUAGAAAUAAAUUUCAAAGUCAGCUCAGCAUUGGUGGACAUUGUUAGACGGAUAAAUACACGACCUCGUUAUAUACUUGCCAAGGGUGGCAUUACCUCAUCCGAUCUCGCUACAAAAGCUUUAGAAGCAAAGCGUGCCCUAGUAGUUGGACAAGCCUUGGCCGGUGUUCCAUUGUGGCAGCUAGGUCCUGAAAGUAGACGCCCAGGUGUUCCAUACAUUGUUUUUCCAGGAAAUGUUGGUGAUGAUAAAGCAGUGGCAGAAGUAGUGAAAAAUUGGGCUUGUCUUGUUAGACCAUCAACAAAAGAUCUCCUUCUUAAUGCCGAAAAGGGUGGAUAUGCAGUUGGAGCAUUCAAUGUAUAUAAUCUUGAAGGGGUCGAUGCUGUUGUUGCUGCAGCAGAAGCAGAAAAGAGCCCUGCCAUUUUACAGAUUCAUCCAAGUGCACUCAAGCAUGGAGGAAUCCCCUUGGUUGCAUGUUGCAUCUCUGCUGCAGAACAGGCGAAUGUGCCAAUAACGGUUCACUUUGAUCAUGGAAAUUCUAAGGUUGAGUUGUUGGAAGCUCUUGAACUGGGAUUUGAUUCUGUCAUGGUUGAUGGUUCUCAUCUUCCUUUCAACAAAAACAUUUCAUACACAAGGGACAUAUCAUUCUUAGCCCGCUCAAAAAAUAUGUUAGUGGAAGCUGAACUCGGGCGGUUAUCGGGAACUGAAGAUGACUUGACAGUUGAAGAUUAUGAAGCAAAAUUGACUGAUGUUACACAAGCACAAGAAUUCAUUGAUGCAACGGGUAUUGAUGCUUUAGCAGUAUGUAUUGGAAAUGUUCAUGGAAAAUACCCGACAAGUGGCCCCAAACUCAGGCUUGAUUUGCUAAAGGACCUUCAUGCAAUGGCAUCAGAAAAGGGAGUUGUUUUGGUUCUUCAUGGAGCCUCUGGCUUGCCCAGGGAACUUGUAAAGGAAUGCAUCGAGCUCGGUGUUAGAAAGUUCAACGUGAACACGGAGGUCAGAAAUGCGUAUUUGGAAUCCCUACGCGAUCCCAAGAAAGAUCUCAUUCAUGUAAUGGCAUCGGCAAAGGAAGCCAUGAAAGCAGUGGUUGCAGAGAAAAUGCGUCUCUUUGGUUCCACUGGAAAGGCAGUGUUGUGACGCAACAGAUACGCCCAUGAAUUCUGAAAUUUAUAUUGUUCGGGACCCAAUGAAAUCUUGGGACCUAUUUAUUGUGAAAAUGGUUGAUUUUAUCUUUUGGCAUGUUUGGUUUAGAACCCAGCCCAAUUUAAAAUUGUUUGUUUAAUACUAGCUAAGUUCUCAUUAACUAAAUUUGCCUCUGUUGAGUAAGUAUUGGCUCUGAUGAUUUAUCAGCA
Messenger RNA from Magnolia sinica, 4447 nucleotides. RefSeq lists its product as uncharacterized. Gene Ontology annotation, molecular function: zinc ion binding; NAD binding; NADP binding. Gene Ontology annotation, biological process: carbohydrate metabolic process. Lineage: Eukaryota; Viridiplantae; Streptophyta; Magnoliopsida; Magnoliales; Magnoliaceae. The record is from RefSeq and is a predicted model, not a curated record. Bases 93 to 4232 code for a protein of 1379 amino acids. The transcript has 42 exons.